AUGAACUCGAUUCAGAAGAUAAACUCUAUAAAUCAGAAGGAGCUUGAUAGCAAUGUUACAGAUUCAGCAUCCUGGCAUGCAGAUUACAGAGAUACGCCUUAUAUAUAUAUAGGAUUCUUGCCCCAAGAACUUCUGGAACCAGAUAUUCUAGCUAUAUUCUCUCAGUACGGGAUACCGACUCAUAUAAAUUUAAUAAAAGAUAAAGAAAGUGGCAAAUCCAAGGGGUUUUGCUACUUGAAAUACGAAGACUAUAGAUCAUGCGUCUUGGCCAUUGACAAUUUUAAUGGGAUAUCGGUGUUGGACAAGAAGUUGAAGGUGGAUCAUGUUUAUUUUCAAUUGAAAGAUGGCCAGAAUGAGGACGACUUUAUAGUAGACUACAGAGAUGCCAAGAAGCAAGCUAAGGAGAAAAAACAAGUUGAAGGCAAAGAGAAGAAGUUGUUGACUUAUGCUGAUUCUAAGAAUAAUGGACAUGGUGCCCUCGCAUCGCUCAGCAAAGCUGAUGGCUCAGACGAAUCCAAAGACCCCAUAGAUGAAUUUAAGGAUCCGAUUGAAGACUUUAAAGAUCCAAUGGAGGAAUACAUGAGAGAUAGGAAGAGACAUAAGUCAAGUAAAUCAAGUGGGUCUAAGUCAAGCUCUCAUAGGACAUCAUCCUCGCAGAGCUCUACUCGUAGGAGCUCUUCCCAUGGGAGUUCUUCCCGUGGAAGCUCGUCCCACAGAAGCUCGUCCCACAGAAGCUCGUCUCAUAGAAGCUCGUCUCAUGGAAGCUCGUCUCAUGGAAGCUCCUUGCAUUCGAAAUCAAAGGACUCAGAGAACAAUUAA
Dujonia railenensis is the source of this 819-nucleotide messenger RNA. Lineage: Eukaryota; Fungi; Ascomycota; Pichiomycetes; Serinales; Debaryomycetaceae. The record is from the annotation of a GenBank genome assembly.